Molecule: messenger RNA, 1973 nt
Organism: Oncorhynchus mykiss (rainbow trout)
Lineage: Eukaryota; Metazoa; Chordata; Actinopteri; Salmoniformes; Salmonidae
Product: chloride intracellular channel protein 5
Source: RefSeq, a predicted model, not a curated record
GGGCAAGCCCAUUGCACCGAGAGUGAGAGAGACCAGCGCGGCUACAGACAAUCACCAGUCAGUUAGUUGCAGCAACCUUGUAACGGACAACUCUCCCCCCAGUCAGCCCUGAACAUUUAGCCAGAGAAGCGGCCAGCAUGGAGAACUUGUACGAGACCGUAGCGGAGGGGAGCGUGUAUGAGCGGCCCGACAGUCCUGCCGAGGCCAAGUAUGAGAACCAAGGAGUUAUCUAUGAAACUCCCAGUGAGGUGGAAGAGGCGUUGCACAGAGAGGAGCAGGUGUACUCAUCCCCGAGAGGGAAGCGAUCUUCGCCGGACUACAUGGACACCAGAGACGCGCCGGAACAGGCAGCAGAGAAAGAUUGUUCUUCUAUAGCCUCCUCGUACGGCAACAACGAAGACGAUAAGUGCACGGUGGAGGAGAUUAAAUUAGCAGCAGAGGUUGAGGCUGUCCUCGAGGUUAACGGUGAUGGAGCUGGCUCGAGACGGUCAUCGUCAUCAUCAUCCUCCUCUUCCUCCUCCAAGCACGAGGACAACCUGCAGGACAGGCUGGUGGAUGCCUACAGCCACAGUGAGAAGAGUCUGAGCGACAAGGAGGAGGAAGAACCGGUGGACUACAGUCUGAAGACCAUCGAGACUCUAGAAGCCAUUACUCUGAACGAGGACAGUGCCACUCCUGAUGACCCCAAUGCGCCCGAAAUCUCCCUGUUUGUCAAGGCGGGUAGCGAUGGAGAGAGUAUCGGGAACUGUCCGUUCUCCCAGCGUCUCUUCAUGAUCCUGUGGCUGAAGGGAGUGGUCUUCAAUGUCACCACCGUCGACCUCAAGAGGAAGCCAGCUGACCUCCAUAACCUAGCCCCAGGGACCCAUCCUCCCUUCCUGACAUUUAAUGGAGAGGUGAAGACAGACAUCAAUAAGAUAGAAGAGUUCCUGGAGGAUGUACUGGCUCCACCCAAGUACCCUAAGUUGGCAGCCAAGCAGAGAGAGUCCAACACAGCUGGAAACAACAUCUUUGCCAAGUUCUCAGCGUACAUCAAGAACACCAAGCCUGAAGCUAAUGGAGUCCUGGAGAAGGGUCUGCUGAAGGCACUGAAGAAGUUAGAUGACUACCUGGCUGGUCCCCUCCCAGAGGAGAUCGAUGCAGACAGCAUGGAGGAGGAGAGGGGGUCCACCAGACGCUUCCUGGAUGGAGAUGACCUCACCCUGGCUGACUGCAACCUACUGCCCAAACUACAUAUAGUCAAGGUGGUUGCUAAGAAGUAUCGUAACUAUGAGAUUCCGUCAGAGCUGGGUGGGGUGUGGCGCUAUCUGAAGAAUGCCUACACACGAGACGAGUUCACCAACACCUGCGCUGCCGACAACGAGAUAGAGAUGGCUUACCUGGAUGUGGCCAAGAGACUGGAGAAGUGACAUUUAACCCCUAACCUACAACCAUGAUUUUUAACCCCUGGCCUCUAACCCCUGACCUCUAACCCCUGUCCUCUAAACUACAAGCCUGAUUUUUAACCCCUUGAAACCUAACCCCUGACCUCUAACCCCUGACCUCUAACCCCUUAUCUCUAAUCCCUGACCUCUAAUCCCUGACCUCUAACCCCUGACCUCUAACCCCUGAUCUCUAACCCCUGACUUCUAACCUACAAGCGUGAUUUUUAACCCGUUGACUCCUAAUCCCAACCCAUAUCAGCAGUUACCAUGAAGCCAGUCCACAGUGACCAGCUGGUUGUAUUUAUUCAUAAUUUCCCCUGCUGUAGUCUGCCUCCACCAUCAACAUCUGGCUACUGAUUAUACUAAUAUAUUGAUUGAUGUAUUGAUCUGUAAUUGAUAAUACACUGUGUUGAAAGGUCCAUUACAAUCACGAGCUUCACUUGGUUGAUUUUCAUAUCGUUUUGCUGUAGUCUCUCUAUUUGAGACAGAUCUUAUGUUGAGAAGUUGAUUUGAUAAUUUGUUAACAAAUUUUAAUGUAUUUUAAAAACUUUU